Molecule: messenger RNA, 3541 nt
Organism: Sapajus apella (tufted capuchin)
Lineage: Eukaryota; Metazoa; Chordata; Mammalia; Primates; Cebidae
Gene: FYTTD1
Product: forty-two-three domain containing 1
Exons: 9
Coding region: 145-1101 (318 amino acids)
Biological process (GO): mRNA export from nucleus
Molecular function (GO): mRNA binding
Source: RefSeq, a predicted model, not a curated record
CGCGGCGCGGCUGGCUGCGCGCGCGCUCCCGCGGUGCGGCCGGCUGCGUGCGCGAGUGGGAGGUGGCGGGUCUGCGACUGCGGCCUUCCCGCUCCCGCUCCGGCUCCCGCUCCCGCUCCCGCGCCCGGCGCCACGUCUCCGGCCAUGAACCGGUUCGGUACCCGGUUGGUGGGAGCCACGGCCACCUCUUCGCCGCCGCCGAAGGCCCGCAGCAAUGAAAACCUCGACAAAAUCGAUAUGUCUUUGGAUGAUAUCAUCAAAUUGAAUCGAAAGGAAGGAAAGAAGCAGAAUUUUCCGAGACUAAAUAGAAGACUCCUCCAGCAAAAUGGUGCCCGGCAAUUCAGGAUGAGAGUACGAUGGGGAAUCCAACAGAAUUCUGGUUUUGGUAAGACUAGCCUGAAUCGUAGAGGAAGAGUGAUGCCUGGAAAGAGACGUCCUAAUGGAGUCAUUACUGGCCUUGCAGCUAGGAAAACAACUGGAAUUCGAAAAGGAAUUAGCCCUAUGAAUCGUCCACCUCUAAGUGAUAAGAAUAUAGAACGAUAUUUUCCGGUGUUAAAAAGGAAGGCGAACCUUCUGAGACAAAAUGAAGGGCAGAGGAAACCAGUUGCAGUUCUCAAGAGACCUAACCAGCUAAACAGAAAAAAUAGCAUUCCAGCUAAUUUUACCAGGAGUGGAAAUAAAUUAAAUCAUCAGAAAGAUACUCGUCAGGCAACUUUUCUUUUCAGAAGAGGCCUGAAGGUUCAGGCCCAGUUGAACACAGAACAACUGCUAGACGAUGUAGUAGCAAAGAGAACUCGUCAGUGGCGGACUUCCACGACAAAUGGAGGAAUUUUGACUGUAUCUAUUGACAAUCCCGGAGCAGUGCAAUGCCCAGUAACUCAGAAACCGCGAUUAACUCGUACUGCUGUACCUUCAUUUUUAACAAAACGGGAGCAAAAUGAUGUAAAGAAAGUUCCUAAAGGUGUUCCCUUACAGUUUGACAUAAACAGUGUUGGAAAACAGACAGGGAUGACGUUGAAUGAGCGGUUUGGGAUCCUGAAGGAACAAAGAGCCACUCUCACAUACAACAAAGGGGGAAACCGCUUUGUAACCGUGGGAUAGAGCCCAUGUCAAAGGAACUUUUGAGUGAUGACUCUGUUUGAAAAGUUGAAUUCCUUGAAGAGUUCAUCACAGAAAUUCAAGAAACUUUACUUUAGAAUACUCACAAGGCUAAAUAACUCUUAUUUUUAUUUUUGAAGUUUUUUUUAAAAAAAAACAUGUAUAAAAUAAUGCCCUGAAAGGAUAAUAGGGAUUGUACCUAUCUGGUGUUAAAGAUUUCAUGGUUGGCUCAGACAGAAGAAUCAUCUGUUUGACUUCUUUGGUUCCUCGUGCAGCAGAAAGAAGACAGGAAGAUAGAAAUGGAUUAUUUUUAUGAUAGUGGUAUUCAGGAUCUCAUCAUCUUUGCCCGUAUUUUAGAAUUUGUCAUCGUAAAUCUUGGUCUUGAGAAACAUGAGUAGGUCCCUUUGUUGCUGUCACUUAUACUUUAAUAGUGUUGAUGUAGUAAGUGCAGUUGCCUUUUCUUUAUUAGAGAUAUAAAAAAAUUUAUUAGAAUUCCAGUUUUGGAUUUUAAGAUUUAUGGGAAUAUCUAGAACUUGGUUCAUUUUUCAGACAGUGUAAUCCCCUGGAAUUAUACAGCUUUAGUGCUGAACUUUUAACAAGAAAUGUGGCUCUAGUUUCUAGUCUCAGUUUAAAAUGAUGGUCUUUAAAGACUGUAACUGCAUAUUUACAAAGUUAUCUGAUAGGGCCUUGGAGGAGAAGGUCCAGUUUAAAAAAAUGACAGUUUGUGAUUCAUAAAGGAGGGCAUGAGAGAGGAAGUAAGUAGCAAGUUGAAGGACAGGUAGUUGAGAUGAAAAGCUUCAAAACCCAGGCUGUAGGUGUGCUGUUUGGGUUAGUGUAGUCUUGAGUCUAGUGCCCGCAAAGAAUUAUUCAAAUGAUAUUUAGAAAAAGUACAGUUAUUACCCUGACCGAGUCUCUUGGAUAUUUUAAUAGUAAAAUAAUAGCCAUAAAGUCCUAGACUUCUUAUUUGAAGUUAAAAUUUCUUAUUUGAAAAGUUGAAAUUUAUGAGCUUUGAAGAUUGCUAAAUUAAUUUAUAGCUCCAAAAACAAAAAUAUACUUGUAUAUGUCACAGAGAGACAAAAUGCAAAAUUUAUAAUAGAGUUACACUAACCUUGUUGUUUACCUUUCACUGAUUUCUUAUAUGGUAUAAAUUAAAGUUCAGGCAUUUAUGGGGAGAAAAGGCCCUCCCCCCACCACCCCGCCACCUGCCACCUCUGAUGGAGUGGGAAAAGUUAGUUUGUUGUGCCAAGAUAGUACUGAGACCUCAGAUGCUGUAUACUAUAAACUAUGGUAUAAUGCCAAAUGCAGCAAAAUAUUCCAGCUAUAAGUUACAAGUUUGGUCAUUUUGAAGCUUGACAUUUUAGUUUGCUAUUAUGUUAAAAACAUCUAAAUAAGUGUUAGUUUCUCAGGAGUAUAUUGUUAGUGUUGACUUUUCCUGUAAGACAAAACAUUAACGUUCUUGGCCUGCCUUGCAUUGUAUACUAGAUGUCGUCAUUGUCUCUCAUGCUUCUUGGGUCACUUAAUGGUUUAUGCCAGCCAUGGAAAGCUAUCAGUAAUAGUUUCAUGCUUAUACCAAAGAAUUAAAUCUGAUCCUUAAUAGCUGAUAUUUUGCUGGUACUUCUACUGAUAAGGGAUUAUUGCAAGUCAGUCACAGAAUUUGAAAAUAAAUUCUAGUCUGUCCUUAGUUAUUUGAUGCUUUUCAUAUAGGCCAAGAACUCAUGCAAAACAUUUUUGCAAGUAUGAAUGCCUGUAUUUGGUCUAGGAACAGUACGUUUUAGUCUGACUUAGAAUUACUGGUAGCUUAUUUUAAAGCAAGGAAAAGCAGCUGAGCACGAGUUUGCUGUCUUUUUAGAAUGGUUUCUGAAAAUAUGGUAUAAAGGCGUUUUCAUUUUCCUGUUCUUAACUAUUAUUGCAUAGAGCUAUUAAUGCCAUUUUUUGGGAAAACUUUAAAAAUUGCCCCAAAUAUUGACAUUGAGUGCAUCAAAUAACAAAUGAUCUUUGGUAUAUUAAACUUUUGUUCUUUUUGCAUCUGUAAUUUAAAGUAGAAUACUUUGCCGUUGGUACAACUAAAUGAAAACUCCUGAGUGCUCACAUGUUGUACAUAAACCAAACAAUGCCCUUGUUGGAGGAACUCCUGAGUGCUCACAUGUUGUACAUAAACCAAACAAUGCCCUUGUUGGAGGAAAAUGUUCUUUAUUGGAAUGUGGUCAUCAUCGUCCUUGUUCAGUUGAAAGUUUUGUUUUUUUAAAAAAACAGGAUGCAACUUAAGAUUUUCUUUGCAUCAAGGUAUAUGCAAAACAUUGAUGCAGUGCAUCACAAUGAAAGUUUGUAUUUAAUGAGGAGGUGCUUUACACUGUACUUUUUGGUGUUUUUUGAAAAAGUUACAUUUAGAUCUAUUCUGAAGCUGUUCAUUUUUAACAAAUAAAAUGUUACAGGUUUCACAUGA